AUGGCGACCAUAGCCGAUGUAAUUCCCAGGCCGGCCGGUCAAUCCGGGCUGUGGAGCUGGAUUACGACGGUUGACCACAAGAGAAUAGGCGUCCUGUACGGAACGACGGCUUUUAUAUUCCUGUUGCUUGGCGGUAUCGAGGCAGGGGUCAUCCGGUUGCAGUUGGCCGUGCCAGAUAACACGCUGAUAAACCCGGAUACUUUCAAUCAGAUGUUCACCAUGCAUGGGACCACCAUGAUCUUCCUGGUGAUCAUGCCGUUAAGCGCCAGUUUCUUUAAUUUCGUUAUACCACUGGCCAUCGGCGCAAGAGACGUAGCAUUCCCACGCCUCAAUGCGUUCAGUUACUGGGUGUUCCUGUUCGGCGGUCUGCUGUUGAACGCCAGUUUCCUGACCAACCAGGCUCCCGAUGCCGGAUGGUUCUCAUAUGCCAACCUGACUGAGAAACCAUUUAGCGCAAAUGCCGGACUCGAUUACUGGGCCCUGGGCUUGCAGGUGCUGGGCAUUUCCUCAUUGGCUGCGGCUUUUAAUUUCAUUGUAACGAUAGUAAACAUGCGGGCUCCCGGAAUGAGCCUGAUGCGAAUGCCCCUGUUCGUCUGGAUGACCCUGGUCACGUCGAUAUUGCUAGUCCUGGCAUUUCCAGUGAUUACUGUGGGGCUCAUCGAACUGACAUUCGACCGCAACUUUGGCACCAACUUCUUUGUCCCUGAGGGUGGCGGCGACCCGAUCUUGUGGCAGCACCUUUUCUGGGUGUUCGGUCAUCCUGAAGUGUACAUUCUGAUUCUGCCAGCCAUGGGUAUCGUCUCUGAGGUGUUGCCGACCUUCUCCAGGAAACCGCUGUUUGGCUACCCGGUGGUGGUUUUUCCGGCGUAG
This is a messenger RNA of Geodia barretti, 870 nucleotides long. NCBI's taxonomy places the organism in Eukaryota, Metazoa, Porifera, Demospongiae, Tetractinellida, Geodiidae. The record is from the annotation of a GenBank genome assembly.